Messenger RNA from Zootoca vivipara (common lizard), 11227 nucleotides. RefSeq names its product cyclase associated actin cytoskeleton regulatory protein 1 (gene CAP1). Lineage: Eukaryota; Metazoa; Chordata; Lepidosauria; Squamata; Lacertidae. The record is from RefSeq and is a predicted model, not a curated record. Gene Ontology annotation, molecular function: actin binding; adenylate cyclase binding. Gene Ontology annotation, biological process: cell morphogenesis; actin filament organization; cytoskeleton organization. Gene Ontology annotation, cellular component: cytoplasm.
CUUCGGGGACAGGGAGAGGGGAGGGGAGUGUUUGCAAGAAUAAUCCCAAUUAUUGCGCUAAUUUUCUGGGGAAGGGGGAAGGGAACACUAUUCUGCCACAUGCUUGACAGUCCGGUUUAUCCUCGCGAGGAACGACCCUGGGAUUCAGGUCGCUGUCAUCUCUGGUAUUUGCCUAUUGUGAGGGAGGAAUUUGAACAUGUUGUUAAGUUGCAUUGCAGUCGUGUGUGUGUUUACUCCGGAGAAAGUUCCGUUGGGUGGAGAGCGCAUGGGAAUUACAGCCUUAGGAACUGCUGUGGCCAGUGGCUAAGGUGACAAGGCGAGCUGUUAAGUUGUUCAGGACUAUUAUUUGGCUCUGUGUAGCUGGCGGUCUGGUCACCCUUGUUAGGCUAUGGGGGGAUUUAAAAAAAAAGUUAUUAUAAAUGUUUCGCCAGGACUUAAAAAAAAUAAAGGUUCUGGAUAUUUGAAUUUGAAAAACCUCCUAGCUCUCUACAAGAUUACCUCUGAAAGCUAUUGAAACAGGAGUUAUUUUCUAGUCUGCAUUGUGAAUUCUGAUUUGUCUUUAGAACUUUAGCAAGACACAGUCAGUUAUGACAAAUUGGCUAGCAAAGUGUGUGCUAGGUUGAGUAGGGAUGCUCAAUUUCAACACAUCCUGUUUGAUUUGGGCGGGCUGAACCCUUGGCAGUGAGGAGGGUGAUGGCCUACCAGAGACCCUUCUCUGUAAUGAUCCCGAAUCUGCAACUUCCUCCCUAUCUCCCUAUGUCAUACACUACCUAUUUGCAGCUGUAGGCGAUUAUUGAGGCAUACCUCUUUUCUGCCUUUGGCAGUUGAAUUUUUAUUGUUAGUGUUACACUAUCUGUAGUCUGGCUUGUCAUAUUCAACUAAAUUGUGGCACUAGUGGAAAGUAGCACAGCGGUUUCUUCUAGUGCAACAGGACUCCCCUGACUUCUACUCUGUUUUUAAAUAUAUAUAUAUAUAGAAUAAUAGAAUCGUAGAGUUAGAAGGAACCACAAGGGAUGUUUAGUCCAACCCCUUGUAGUGCAGGAAUUUUUUGCAAUAUUAUUAGUAGUAGGAAGUAUGCUUUAGUGUGUGUGAUUCUGAAAAGAGAGAAGUCUACCAGUAUAUACUGUCUAAAAAGCACCUUCUGAUGGAAAGAGUAUAGCUGGAAUUCAGGUUAGGAGCCCAUAUACUAGGUACGGUGGUUGUAACUGUAUUGGGGGUUAAAAGGAGUCAUAAAAUGGUUUGCUGUGCCUGAUCCUGAAAGAAGGAAGCAGAUUUAUAGCAGGAAUUAAUUUAUACUACAUAACCAACUGCCAACCGGUUGUGGAUAGGCUACAGUAGACAUAAAUAAUUCUUCUGGGUAUCUUGUCUGUCAUGCUGUGAAUUGAAGAGGUGAUGGAUGAGGGCGCUAGCUGGGCAGGAAUAUAACAGGAGGUGGUGGUUUGCAGAUGAGUGGUGGAAUACAAAAGUGUAUUUUGGUUCCAUGAAAGAUUUGGGUUGGUUUUGGAGGCAUAGUGCAAAUUGGAGUAAGGUUUUAUCUUGGUAGGAGGAGCUUGGGGAUUGAAUUGGGAGUCCGUAUCUUGUCUUAUUGAUGGUGGCUAGGCAUAAGCUGACUUUAAGCUGUCAGUUGCACCUUCACAAUGUAGUUUCCAUGGUGUGCCUCUUUGCCCUGGUCUUUGAUGCCUGAGAUAAAAUAAUUUUGAACCUGCCCUAUUCUCUAUGUAGUCAUGUGCUUUAACUGUUUUUAACACCUGUUUUUAAAAUGUUAUAACCUAACCUACAAAAAAACAAUGCAGGUAUAAAUGUGUCUGGCUGACUGUAGGCUCUGGACAAACACAAAAGUACUAAUUCUCACAAAAUGUAUUUAACUUACGGAAUUCAUGAUGGGGUGGUAGCCACUAGCUUAGAUAUUUGGGACUGGUUGGCUCAGAAAUGGUGCACUUGGAUAUCAGGAACUGGGGAUAAAGAGGGGGAGAUAGCUCCAUACACUGCUUUUGAACUUCUCAGAGGCAUGUGGUUUGUCUCUGAUGAAACAAAAUGAUAGAUUAGCUGACCCUUGGUCUAAUUCAGCAGGGCAGCUAUGCUAAAUGUAAUUGCUAUUGAAUUGCCUCCCCCUCCCUCUGGGGCAGGGGCUACAUGCCCACAGAUGCAUAUUUAGUGUCCUCAAUCCAAGCUUCAGAAGAGCUCUGACAUUGUAAAAUAGAAGCCUUUGCCCUGUGGCCUAAGGAAGCUGCAGACUUCUGCCUAUUUCUCUACAGCACGCUGGCACUAGAGACACUUUGCUUCCCAACUGCUGUGUUUCCCAGUUAGUCAGGAACUCUUGGCCAAGGAUCCUCCUCCACUGAGUCAUCAGUUGCGUGAGAUGCAUGCUUCCAAGGGUUAGCACAAAUGUGAGAGAGAGACAGGAGGAAGCUAGUACUGUUUGUUUCUGGUUCUUAACUAGACAUAACAGAGCCAAGUGAAAACCAGUGACAUAGAUGUGUGAGAAGAAAUAAUGAUUCCCAGGUGUGCUUAUCUACCAAACUUAGUUUAAUACAAAGAGAUUUACUUACAGAUGUCCUCCGUUAAGGCAGGAAAUAGACCCAGAUUGCUUUAUGACAACUUCCUGGAUUAAUAUUUGGUAGCAGCCUAUAAUUCAUUCAGUCAAAGGCUCUUGUAAUGUGUUGGAAUGGAAGGUUUUGCUGUUGGUGGAUUUGGGCUCUCUCUUCAGAGGUGUUGUUUAGAGGAGUGUGAAUUGAACUUUGGACUGGAAAAGCCUGGGUUUAGUUGUCCUGCUGCGUAAUGAGAGAGACUGAGGGUUUGCUUAAUCCUCUUCUUCAUCUUAAGUACAAAAGAUGGCGGCCAGACCGUGGGCCUUUCCUGUAGUGGCACCAUCUCAUUGGGGUUCCCUUCUCAGGCAGGUGCAUCUGCACAACACUUUCCUAAACUGUAAGAAAUGUCAGACUUUCUAGAGUAACUGAAAUGUUUCAUAUCGAAACUUGCUUGCAAAAUUCUCUUGACUGGUCUUGUAACCUGUAUGUAAAAAAUUGUGUUUAAUCUUGCUGGCACAGCAAGAGCUUAUCUACACUGAUUUUGCAUGAUAGAAAUGUAAAAAUAAGCAUGAAGCUCACUGGAUGAUCCUGUGCUCAUUAUUAUCUCUCAGACUGGCCUGCUUUGCAGUGUUGUUGGAAUAAAAUGAGAGAGACUUCUGUAUGCUGUGCUGACUUCUUUGGAGAAGGGAUGCAGUACAAGUGUGGUUAAAAAACAAAAAACCAGUAUUGGUGACUCACUUGUCACUCUCUGAGUAGUGCUUCUCUGGUAAAAUUCUGUGAGCUCAAUUUGCUAGGAACUUUUCCUGCCAACGCCUCCUUGAAAUUUGGCCAUUUUCUUGCUGCUCCUUAUACAGUCAAACCUCAGUUCCCGAACAGCUCCAUUUUGGAAGUAAGUGUUCUGGUUUUCGAACGUUUUUGGAAGCCGAAAGUCUGACGCAGCUUCCGCUUGAGUGCAGGAAGCUGUUGCAGCCAAUCAGAAGCCGUGCCUCGCUUGUCGAACGUUUCGGAAGCCAAACAGGCUUCCGGAAUGGAUUAUGUUCGACAACUGAGGUUUGACUGUAGCUUUCUCCUACAAACGAGUACCCACCACCUUGCUCUUCAAAUCUGCAAGACCCUUCUUUUUCCCUGAACCCUUGACUCUCUCAGUCCAUGCAUAGUGAUUUUAGCUACAAAGGAUUAGGAAUGAAUGACUGUGUGAAUAUUGACUUUUACUUAACUGCCAGAGUGACAAAUAUCUGCAUUAAUAACUAUAGUAUGUUGUCUUUAGAAAUAAAUGGCCACCACACUUAUCCCCAACUGAAACUAAGGCUAAGUAUUUGCAACUGGAACAAAGUCUAUGCCUGCAAAACUGCACAUGCUCAGAUCAUCCCACAUUACAGGAACCUCUCUCUCUCUCUCUCUCCCAUUGCAAAACUUUUUGACUGCAGACUACUUGGGGCAGAGAAGUUUCUCACUUUGUAAAUAAACGUUGCUCUGUAUAGCACAAAAUAUACCCAUGAAGGUAAAUAAAUGAGAUUUGCUCAUGUGAUUGUCAGGUCAACAGGGUUUGCUCUGGGUAAUUUUAGAUGCAUUCUGAUGUGAAAUGUGUUCAGUGGGCAUUUCAAGCUUCCUGCAAGUAUCAGCUAGCAUGACUCUGAAUCCUGCUGCCAGCUCUAGUAAACAUAUGGCUUUGGCUAAGGUGCAUUAAUGCAAUUCAGGGGUGGUGCCCUCUUUCUGCAUAUUGGCUUUGUGUUACAGUCCUUUGGUUUCUCCACUGUUGUUGCUUGCUUCCUAUCACAGCUUUGACAUUAAAAUGUGGUUUAGUUUCUCUUCUGGAACAAAGCACGUCUGGUGGUUUUUGCUUACAGUAUAUGGCUGAUAACGGAAGCAAGGCAAGCUGUAAGGCUGGGCAAGGUGUGUGAGGCUCCAUGUCAAGAAUUUAUACUGUACUUGGGAGGAGUGUAGUCAUUGCAUUUGUGUUUUGGAAUGCUAAUGAAUUCUCAUCUGAUCUUAAGAUGUGGAAUACUGGUGAGCAUCUUUUGCAUGCAUCGAUUACACACUUGAGAUAUUAAGCAAUGCAGCUUGGAAGAUUUUAAAGUGUGUCUUCUUAAAAACUAUGCUGCGACAGAAAAACCGAAUCCAGUUGGCUUUAUUCUCCACUGCCCCACCUCCCACUGCGCAUACUAAAGUUAUUGAAGGCAACAUUACUAUACCAGUUUGAGCUACAGCACUUGUUGCAACAAAAACAUUCAAAGGCCAAAGCCCUUCCAGGGGUCCUUUACCUUUUACAUACAUACAUACAUAAUUUUAUUUGUAUGCCAUCAUUCCAUAGUUCAAACCAUGCUCAAGGUGGCAUACAAAAUGAAAAAAUGCCUAAUUACAACAUAACAAAAUAAUUCAAAAAACAUUAAAUAAAACAACACACGCACCCCAGGCAACAAAGCCCUCUAAACCAAACCCCAGCCUCAGAACACCUUUGUUUUUCAGGCACUUUUAGCGAUUCAGGAGUACUUGAGGGGCAUAUUAGUAUUUGAGUAACACUUGUGUAAGGGCUACUUGGCAGUAGAUGUAGGGGUUGAAAUAAUUACUCUGCUACAGUGAAGAGACAUGUUAUGGUAGAAUAAAACCAAAUAUGAAUGAUAUGUUGAACCGCUUGAUCCCUAUACAGACAUGAUGUUUAAUGUGGCUUGUUUUUUGUUAGCAAUGGGUCUCAAUAUCUAAAGUUUCAGUAAUUGAGGACUAGUCACAAAUUUGGGCAUGAAACCAUGCUUUGAAGUAAAAACAGCAGUCCUUUGGCAGUUUAGAGGUUAACAACUAUAUUACAUGCUUUGAAGUGUGUUUGCAAACCAUAGUUUGCAUUGGCUAAUCAUUGUUGCAUGUGCAACAACAAAACCACAGCUUAGGUCUUAGGUAUUUUUCCAUGGCUUUCUGUUUGCAGGUCUCACUGGACUUCCUGUAGAUGCCCUCGGAAGACAUGUUUUCAUUUUGUACCCUUGGAAUUUUAACCAUGGUUUGUUUCCUUAAUGCUGACUUGCAGUAUCCUUCCUUUUCCUAAAUUUCAUUAGAGAUGCUUGGAUAUGUGCUUCUAUAAAUUCAUUAUCUUUCUACAGGAGCUUGUAUCACUAGCAGUUAAGCUGAGUCCAGGACCAAUGCCUUUAUAAACAACACCAAGAAUAUAAAUAUUUCCAAGAGUUGUAGUUUGAGAACUGGCUUCAGAUAUAUUUGGUGUGCAUGUUGCGAAAUUUCUUGAAAGACCACUAGGGAGAACUAGGGAAGUCUGACAUUCUGGAGGUAGGCAUUAGCUUCUUGAUGAUCAGGAACUUAUUUUCUUAGUGGUCCACUUUAAUGAGCCCUCAUGUUCCACUGCAGACAGACCUGCAACAGCUUGUCAAAUUCCUCUGGGCUAGAAGCCACUCUGCUUCAGAGCUUUCAAGGAGCAAGUAAUCCCUAUAUCUGAAAUGCAAUCAGAGAGUGGGUAAUGGGGCUCUAAUCCGAUCAGACCCAUAUGGAAUGCAGCAGAACGGUACCUCUGUCUGUUCCAUUAACCAUUAAUCACUUACAAACAAAUUCUUCUAUUGAAAUGUCUAUAAAGUCUCAGCAUAUUCAGGCAGCACAGAGAAAGGCCCAUAGCAAAGAGGUUCAGUUGCAUUUUGAUUUUCGUACUCUCUUCAAAUUGAUACAUACAAAGAAACAGAACCAAUUAUUACCCUAAUCCCACUCCACCCCCUUCCUGCAUUCUUUUAUAGAAUUAUUCAUGAAAUGGAGAAACUAGGAAUGAAGGAGAUUUAGCCUGUGGCUGUUAGGCUGGAAAUUUUUAAGGGUCUGUGUCAUGAAUCUUAGUGUAAUGUGUGGGCCUGCUACAGCUAGGGUGGCCUUGUGUGACUUACAUCUGUAUUCUGCACAGCCUUGCAAACAGAUUGACCACUGCAUUAAAGUUUACGGGCGAGCAAAAAAGCUUUCACCUACUGAAGCUGACAAGGUACUGACCUAUGAAAAUCUUACUUGACUGCCUGCCCACAUAUAACCUUAUUUAGAUGCUUGUGGCCUAAAAGAAUCAAUUUUAGGAACUUCUGUGAUCGACUUACCACAGGCAAACCAGAUCAGGGUUUUUUGCAAGCCUGACGCUUAGUUUCAAGUAAGUUUAUUUGGAGUUGCCCCAUUUCAUCCUUGCAGUAAGUGAUUCUGGGAUCAAAUGAUUGGCACAGGUUAUGCAGUGAACUUAGGGGCUGAAUAGGGGGUCAAAUCUGGGUCUCCCCAGUUCAAGUCCAGCACUUAACAUCAACCUGUUGAUGUCUGUGGCUGUGGACAAAAUGACUGUUCAUGUUGACACAUUUACAGCUGCUUUAGAAUUGGCUGCUCUCAACUUUAACCAUAUAAUUCAGCAGAUGGAAGCACAUAUCCCACCUUUCUGAUGAUGAUGCAAUAGAGUAGCUAUGGGGAGCCUGGUGUUGCUGAGCUGUAACUCCCAUUUUCUGUGACUUGUUGCAGAGUUUGAGCUGGGCUUAGCAUGACAGCUUGCAAUUCGGUUGCUGAAAGUAAUCUAGCAUAAAGCAGAAGAGGCAGUGGAUGGUCCGUCCUACGUUUUGUUAGAUGGGUUGUCAUCAUAAAGUGGAGUAAAAUGUGUGUUUGUGUGCCUCCAGAAGGAAUAUGAAUGGGUCUGAGAUCUAUCACUGCUGGCAUGGGCUUUUAAAUAUCCACUCAUGGUACCUCCAGAUUGCUUUUGGGUAAACAGGCAAGAAGGCUUUUCUAGUAAGUUGGUUCUUUGCCUCUUUGAGGCCAUCCAAGCAUAGGUAGGCUAGUAUGAAUGUCUGGCCAGGCCCACAUAAAAGCUACUGAGUUGAGAGCUGAGUUGUCAGCUCUUUACAUAAAAGAGAAGCUACCAUACUAUGGAUGUAGGUUGCAUCAUUUCCAGAUGUGGGCAGCUGUAAGCAGCUACACACAUGUCAGAACUGCUUUGCAGUUGUUUCCCAACUUCAAAAGACAUCUGACCCUCCUUCCAGCAUCUGAGCUAUGUGUGUGGUGACAGUUCCAGGCCAUGGUUGCAUCUGACCAAGUACUUGUCUACACUGAGUGGUAGUGGCUCACUGGCAUUUCAGACAGGAGUCUCUUUCACCAAUUUCUUGAGGUGCUGGGAAUUGAACCUACAACCUUCUGCAAGCAAAGCAGCUGCUCUACCACUGAGCUGUGGCACAUCUCCCAGGAGUGCUCAGCUGCCAAAGUUCUGAACGAAUCAAAGUAAAACUGUUCCUCCACCUUCGCCCCUCUUUAGCAAAGCACUUAAUGUGGUUCCUUCUGCUGGGGAGAGUGGACUGUGGUUAGUAUCCUUGUUUUCUAUCCUAGUGUCCAGUAAGUUUGGAUGGAAAAUCUGGAAGGGGACUUGGGGCUGGAUUCAACCCAGUAUGCUAGUGGAAGUCAGUGCAAGGACUCCCACUAGUGCAGUAGGGUUUCCCCCCCACCAGGUCUGCUUGAGGAGGGGCAUUAGGAAAACCGCCUAGAACAGGCUCCUGGGGAAGAGAGGGGAGGUCAUUCUAUCAGGCAGACAGAAAUGUUUGUGCUAAUGGAGCAACCUCCUUGGCGUUACUUCACAUUCCACCUUUAAUCUUCUGACUCCUCCCUCAACAACAGUGAUCUGUUAAAUUUGUUGAUGUCAAAGAGGUAUGUCUCUGUUCAUUCUUGCACUCUGAGAGGCAGCUUGCCCUCUGCUGUGUGAACAAGUGUCGGGGUUGCGUGCAAACGAGAGCUUGCUGAAGUGGGGGGGGGGAUGAGAUCGAGCCUUUGAGGAGCCGCUAUUGCCCCUCUGUAAAGGGGAAGUAAAGAAGAGCAGUCUGUUCCAGGAAGGAAGCUGUCCUCUUCCUCUUUUUUGAGGCCAACAUGUGUGGGGAGAAGGAUAACAUUGCAUCGGACUUCAGUUGUGUCCUUAGUGGGUGCUGAGAGAUGACAGAGCUGCACGGUCUUGUGGAGCGAUUGGAGAGAGCUGUGGGCCGCUUGGAGAUGAUGUCCCAUGGCCCUGGCACGCAGGGCGGCUGUGGCGAUGGCCUUCCCAAAGACAUAGCUGAGUAUGUACAGGCUUUUGACACACUCUUGGCGGGUCCAGUAGCUGAAUACAUGAAGAUCAGCAGAGAAAUUGGCGGUGAUGUCCAAAAACACGCUGACAUGGUCCAUGCAGGGUGGAUGACAGAGAGGGCUCUUCUGGUGACAGCAUCUCAGUGCCAGCAACCCACAGCGAACAACUUCUCAACUGUGCUGAAGCCAAUAUCCGAGAAGAUCCAGGUUGUCCAGAUCUUCCGGGAGAAGAACCGUGGCAGCAAACUCUUCAAUCACCUCUCAACCGUUAGUGAGAGCAUCCCUGCAUUAGGCUGGGUUGCCAUGGCUCCCAAACCAGGCCCUUACGUGAAGGAAAUGACUGAUGCCGCCAUGUUUUAUAGCAACCGGAUCCUCAAGGAAUACAAAGAUGUAGAUAAGAAGCAUGUGGACUGGGUGAAAGCUUAUCUGAGUAUCUGGACAGAGCUGCAGGCGUACAUUAAGGAGUAUCACACCACUGGGCUGACCUGGAGCAAAACGGGACCUGUUCUAACUGAUUCAGGAAAUGGAUCCCGAGCAGCAGCUCCUUCUCCUGGUGGCCCCCCACCCCCGCCACCUGGCCCUCCACCCCCUCCAGCUCCCGCCUCCACAAAUUCUGGCUCAGAUGACCCUACUUCCCGUUCCGCACUUUUUGCCGAGAUCAACCGGGGAGAGGCCAUCACUUCCGGCCUGAAGCACGUGCCGGACGAGAUGAAGACCCACAAGAACCCAGCGCUGAAGAACCCAAGCGGUCCUGUGCGGACGGGACCGAAGCCUUUCAUGGCUCCAAAGCCAGCCUGUCCUGUCAGCGCCCCCCAAAAACUGCCUGCGAAGAAGGAACCUCCUGUGCUGGAGCUGGAAGGCAAGAAAUGGAGAGUGGAGAACCAAGAAAAUGCCUCCAACUUGGUGAUCAGCGACACGGAGCUGAAGCAGGUGGCCUACGUCUACAAGUGCAUGAACAGUACACUCCAUAUCAAGGGCAAGAUCAACUCCAUCACACUGGAUAACUGUAAGAAGCUAGGUCUGGUGUUCGAUGAUGUGGUGGGCAUUGUUGAGAUCAUCAACAGUCGGGAUAUCCAAGUUCAGGUGUUGGGUAAAGUGCCAACCAUUUCCAUCAACAAGACAGACGGUUGUCACGUCUACCUGAGCAAGAACUCAUUAGAAUGUGAGAUUGUCAGUGCCAAGUCCUCAGAGAUGAACGUCCUCGUUCCUACAGACAGUGGUGAUUUUAAUGAGUUCCCAAUCCCAGAACAAUUCAAGACACAGUGGAAUGGGCAGAAGUUAGUCACCACUGUGACGGAAAUAGCUGGAUAAGUUGACCGGGCGCUCGACAUUCCCCCACCACCACUGCUGUGGGACAAAUCUGCUUUUUGGGGGAUGAUUUAUAGAUUUUCCUGUCCCUUUUCCGCUCUCAAUCUGCUUCUGUCUUCUCCCCGAGAGACUUGCCUACCUGCCUUCACUGAAAAUACCUCAGGCUAGGAUUUGGGGGUAGGGUGGCAGAAUCAUUUGCUUCUAUCAAUUGAUCAGCAGGAAAGUGUGGCGUUUCCCCUUGGUCAGGCUAACCCGCGUCACCAAUCAACUUCUGUCUGGCCUUUCUUUUUGUGCUCCCUGGAGCCAGUAUCUCAAGGACUUGGUUCUAGAGGUUUUUCUCUUCCCCUUUCAUUUUAAGCAAAGGAAGACGGUUCCUUGUGGAGUAAAGAGAGUUAUCAGGGUAUAGAGUCCCCAGUGAUGUGUGUGUGUGACAGUGUAUCUGGAAGGUGUGGGUUGGGGGAGUUGACUUCAUUCUGUUUAAUCUAAUUGGGGCUGUUCAAAGAUUCCAGGAAUGGCUUUGCUGGACCAAAAGCUGAAGGACUGGUGCAUGUAUAGCAUUCCUCCCCCACCCCACCCCCCCACCCCAAUUUUCCCCCUUACGUGCUCAGUGUAAAAUUCUGUGUUGUGCCAUGAUGUUGGGGGAGACCUCUCAGUUACAGGUGCCACAAGACUACCAUGGGACAGGCUCCCCCACCCGCCCCUUCCAGGAGUCUGUCCAGCGGCUAGAAAACUGCUGCUCACCCACUUCCAUUCAAGCCCUCCUUUAAAGGGAAAAUUGUGCCCAAAGGGUCCCUCUUCUGAGCAACUGAGCGUUGUCCAGGCUUUCCAGGACAGGUUUUUCCUUGGAGCCCAUCUCUCUUUUCUAGGGAGGGAUGAGUCUUCUUCAUUCCAGGUCCAGUAUUUAAUUAUGUGUAAGCACAAAUUCAUUCCAAUCCUCCAUCCGAGCUUAUUUACCCUUUAGAGUCUGGAAGACUUUCUCUGGCUGUCCUCUCUGUCGCUCAGCUUCUUCUCUACCAGAAGGCCAGUGUGUGUCUGUUAGCAUGGCACUGCAGUCCUUGCGCCGAGACCAAAGGCAUGGUACUGUACUGACCCACCAAAGGGAGUUGCCUGCGCACCAGAAUAAGAAGUGUUUUUGGGUAGCAUAUGCAUAUCUUAUUUCCCUCUUUGCCACAUUAAUGAUUCCCACACACACACAAAUGAAACUUAACAGAAGAUAUGCAAUUUCUUUUUAUUUUGAAACUGUCCUGUGACUUGUAUUUCUCUCCCGAGGCUUGUGGAAAUAAAACCUUUCUUAUGUACUUAAAAUUAUACUGAAGAUAGAAUAAAGUUAAUGCCAAGUUGCUCCUUAA